This is a messenger RNA of Symbiodinium natans, 987 nucleotides long. Lineage: Eukaryota; Dinophyceae; Suessiales; Symbiodiniaceae. The record is from the annotation of a GenBank genome assembly.
AUGACUCCGGACCCACCGGACCCAGAAGCAAGCAACAGCACGAGCAGAUUCCGGAGGAGAGUGAUCAGCUCCGAGGAUGUCCUCAGUUCACUGCCAGGUGAGCUGGAGCCCAGUGAAGACACUGCAGUACCCUUGGAGGAGUUUGUCGACAACGAUGAUACUGUCCCAUCUUCCUUACAGCGAAGGCGUGCACGUGCGGCAACGGAUGGCCCUCUUCCUCCGAAUUCGCGCCGGCUCAAGGACACCCGGGCGCGGCGUUCUGUGGCCUUCGCGCCUUUCGAGGUCAGUUCCUCGAUGCUUCGGAAAGCUCCGACGGAGGGUAAAAGCCCUCCAGAAUCCAGGAUGAAGGCAUCCGUGGUAACGCUGAGGAUUUACGAUGUCACGGGCGCGGAGGUCAUCUCUGGCCUGAAUCGUCUCUGCCGGGCCAUCGGCACUGGGGCGUUCCACGCGGGCGUGGAGGUGUAUGGUGCAGAGUGGAGCUUUGGCUACACCGACGACGGAGGGAGCGGGGUUUUCAGCUGCGACCCUGGCGAGUGUGGCGAUCACGCUUAUCGGGAGGCGGUGACCAUGGGCGUCACCUGCCUGCGGGAGGAGGACGUUAUGCUCCACCUGAGCGCUUUGGCACAGGAUUGGCAAGGCCAGCCAGGGUUUCUGGAGGCUUGGGCAGGCAGCCGUGUGGAAAGCAGGUGUGCCGAUAUCGGCGCUCACACGAAUUUUUCCAGUAGCUCCAGUGCAACCCGUGCCAAGUGUUGGGACUGGCUUUCCCGAAAAUGGACACGGUGUGACAGUCUCCCGAUUUUAUGGUCCUGUCGCCCGCAGCCGGCCACGCCCCAGAGCGACAAGAACCAAGGUAUGGGUGUAUGGGUGCAAGGUGGUGGGUUAGAGCAGCAGCAGCGGCAGCAACAGCAGCAGCAGCAGCAUCAUCAGCAGCAGAAGACGACGACGUCAGGAAGGUCCUACUAUGCGAGCGUUGCGUUGAGGAUCUGA